Messenger RNA from Ilex paraguariensis (yerba mate), 449 nucleotides. The record is from the annotation of a GenBank genome assembly. NCBI's taxonomy places the organism in Eukaryota, Viridiplantae, Streptophyta, Magnoliopsida, Aquifoliales, Aquifoliaceae.
AUGGCGUCUCAAUCCCCAAAACCACUCUCAUCAAACAGAAUCUCCGAAACCUCUGGAUCUCACUCAUCUUCGGAGAAAAUCUCCGAACCCUCUCGAUCUCACGCAUCUUCAAAGAAAAUCUCCGGACCAUCUCGUUCUCACCCAUCUUCGUUCGAACCUUCAACGAGCGUAAACUACACGGCGACUGGUUCAAGCUACAAUGUCCAAGACUCAUGGAUAUCUUCUGUAUCAAGCCGAACCUCCUUAUCAAGCCUACGCGAAACCCUAUCAGAAAACCCUCAUAUUUACGACUUCUCCGAGAUCAGCUCAGCCACAAACAACUUCUUAGCCAAACGCUACUCUUCGUCCUCAUCCUCUGCUUCAUGGCGUUGUACGAUUCGCGCGAAUGAUGUGAUCGUUUUCCAGAGGAGUUUUCGCCGUCAAAUUGAAGUAUCAGAGCUCCGAGAACG